Messenger RNA from Ambispora leptoticha, 318 nucleotides. Lineage: Eukaryota; Fungi; Glomeromycota; Glomeromycetes; Archaeosporales; Ambisporaceae. The record is from the annotation of a GenBank genome assembly.
GCUCACUCUGAACUUUCUUCAAAGAAACUUGAUGCAAGCAUAGUCGAAAACAAUAAAAGUUUGAUUGCUGUGCUUAAACGAUUAUGGAGAGUUCGUUACCAUUUAAACGUGUUAUUCCGUUCUAUGGAGUCACGAAAGUCACGAAAGAGUAUCACGACUGGCAUGGAAAGAAAAGCUAAAUUCGUUGCAUUUAUUUCUACCGAUCUCCAAUCGAUUCAUUCUCAAGACCUUAUUCAUCGAGAUUUGCAUAAUGGUAAUGUUUUACAAAAUGUACUCUAUAAUGCAUAUAUCGCAGACUUAGGUCUUUCAAUGUCUUGA